Messenger RNA from Thermothelomyces thermophilus ATCC 42464, 2042 nucleotides. RefSeq lists its product as uncharacterized. Lineage: Eukaryota; Fungi; Ascomycota; Sordariomycetes; Sordariales; Chaetomiaceae. The record is from RefSeq and is a predicted model, not a curated record. Gene Ontology annotation, biological process: 'de novo' pyrimidine nucleobase biosynthetic process; L-arginine biosynthetic process; L-glutamine metabolic process. Gene Ontology annotation, cellular component: carbamoyl-phosphate synthase complex; cytoplasm. Gene Ontology annotation, molecular function: carbamoyl-phosphate synthase (glutamine-hydrolyzing) activity. The transcript is spliced from 4 exons. Bases 336 to 1661 code for a protein of 441 amino acids.
GCUUCUCAAGAACAUUUGAGUCGAGUGAAACACUCGAAUUGCGAUCGAGGAAAAGCGAGAACAUCGUACUCUCGACGACCGUACAACGGCUCUUUUGCUUUUACUGAAUUGGCCAUCCUUGCGAAACCGCGCUGAUGAAAAUUCGCUUCUCUAUCUUCACUUCUCAGGACUACCUCUCAGGUCCGCCCAAGCCCCCCGGGGUACUGACUCACCGCUUCAUACUGACCAAAUUCUAGACCAUCUGUGGAGAGCCCUGUCAGCUUAAGAGCUAACCCCUGUCCGACCGUGAAGCCUGAUAUCCUACCUAACUCUUCCGUCAACACCUUCCACCAAAGAUGUUCGCCUCGUUGGCCGCCCGCCUCCCGAACGCCUUGGGCCAUGCUGCCCCAAGGGCUCACCUCCGCCUUGCGGGCCAGGCUCGCCUCCUCAGCAGGCUGGCUGUGGACGGGAGCAAGGGCAGAGCCAUGCCGAUGACCAAUAGGAGGGCCACUGCUGCUGCGUCUGGCGUCGACGCUACCUUGACUAUCAGGGACGGCCCCGUCUUCCACGGCACGGCUUACGGCGCCAACUCGAACAUCUCGGGCGAGGCCGUCUUUACGACCUCGCUCGUGGGAUACCCCGAAUCCAUGACGGACCCCUCCUACCGCGGCCAGAUCCUGGUCUUCACCCAGCCCUUGAUUGGCAACUACGGCGUGCCCUCGAACGAGCGCGACGAGUACAACCUCCUCAAGUACUUCGAGUCGCCCCAUAUUCAGUGCGCCGGUGUCGUCGUUGCCGACGUGGCUGAGAAGUACAGCCAUUGGACGGCCGUCGAGAGCCUGAGCGAGUGGUGCGCCCGUGAGGGUGUCCCCGUCAUCUCCGGCGUCGACACUCGUGCCAUCGUCACGUACCUGCGUGAGCAGGGCUCCUCCCUCGCCAGGAUCUCAAUUGGUGACGAAUACGAUGCCGACGAGGACGAAGGCUUCGUCGACCCUGGUGCCAUCAACCUGGUCAAGCGUGUGAGCACCAAGGCUCCGUUUGUCGAGAACAUCCUGCGCAGCCUGGUCAGCCGCGGUGUUUCGGUCACUGUCUUCCCUUACAACUACCCGAUCCACAAGGUUGCCGACAACUUUGAUGGCGUUUUCAUUUCCAACGGCCCGGGUGACCCGACUCACUGCCAGGAAACCGUCUACAACCUGGCCCGCCUGAUGGAGACUUCGUCGGUUCCCAUCAUGGGUAUCUGCCUCGGCCACCAGCUGCUCGCUCUCGCCGUCGGUGCCCGGACUAUCAAGCUCAAGUACGGCAACCGCGCCCACAACAUUCCGGCCCUCGACUUGACCACUGGCCAGUGCCACAUUACGAGCCAGAACCACGGUUAUGCCGUUGACGCCAGCACUCUGCCAAGCGAGUUCAAGGAGUACUUUGUCAAUCUGAACGAUGGUAGCAAUGAGGGAAUGAUGCACAAGACCCGCCCCAUCUUCUCGACCCAAUUCCACCCCGAGGCUAAGGGCGGCCCGAUGGACAGCUCGUACCUGUUUGACAAGUACCUUGAGAACGUGCAGAUGUACAAGGACAACGCCAAGGUCUACCGUGACAACCGGCCUUCGCAGCUGAUGAUCGACAUCCUCAGCAAGGAGCGUGUCGGUGUCGAGCCUUCGCCUUUGGUUGCGAAUGCUGCUUGAGUCUUCUGGGUUGACGCACUUGCAUCGUUUGGUCGUGGGUCUGGGUCGUUAGUAUUGAUCUUCCUUGGCUGAUGGUUUUUGAGACAUUUUGUCUCUGGAGUAUGCGGAGGGGGGGGGGGGGGGCCGUGUCGAGGGUCUUGGGUUGUUUGAUGGGUGAGGGUUGUUAAUUUGAUCGGACAUUGCCACAUCAUCGUUUCACACAGAUUGGAAUUCAAAAGUGCCUUCGCGCAUGGCCCGUUUCUAGCUUUUCAUCUUGUUGUGGGUGACAUCCCAGCAAUGCCCGCUACUUACGGUUGGUUGUUCCACGUAGUGAAAGGUACAUGUAACGCAGCAGAGACCUUGGUGUCAACGGUAGGGAAUCUAUUCCGCAGUUCACUUGUU